Messenger RNA from Sarcophilus harrisii (Tasmanian devil), 1969 nucleotides. It is a transcript of the gene OSCP1, whose product is annotated as organic solute carrier partner 1. Gene Ontology annotation, cellular component: plasma membrane; cytoplasm. The record is from RefSeq and is a predicted model, not a curated record. Gene Ontology annotation, biological process: transport. Bases 145 to 1314 code for a protein of 389 amino acids. Lineage: Eukaryota; Metazoa; Chordata; Mammalia; Dasyuromorphia; Dasyuridae. The transcript has 11 exons.
UCAUUGGCGCUACCUUGGCAACCGAGUGGCUGAGACGCCUGCGGUGGGUCCGUUCUCGGCACUCGCUGCUUUGCCGGAGCCCCGCGCCCCGGCUCCCCGCGGCCAGUCCCGACCCCCGACCCCCGGCCCCGGCCCCGCGGCGCCAUGUCGGUUCGGACGCUACCUCUGCUCUUCCUGAACCUGGGUGGGGAGAUGCUCUACAUCCUGGACCAGCGCCUGCGGGCGCAGAACGUCCCGACAGACAAGGCCCGUAAAGAUGAAUGGACAGAGGUGGACAGGAAAAGAGUCAUGAACGAUCUCAUCUCAACCAUGUUCAAUAAGAAGUUUUUGGAGGAGCUGUUCAAGCCCCAGGAACUCUAUUCCAAGAAGGCCUUGAGAACAGUCUACGACCGUCUGGCACAUGCCUCCAUCAUGAGACUGAACCCAGCCAGCAUGGAUAAGCUCUUUGACUUGAUGACCAUGGCUUUCAAAUAUCAAGUCUUAUUGUGUCCCCGACCCAAAGAUAUAUUGCUGAUAACUUUCAACCACUUAGAUGCCAUCAAGAAUUUUGUCCGUGACUCCCCAGAUAUCAUGAAUCAAGUGGAUGAGACCUUUCGGCACAUAAUUGAAGUGUAUGGUUGUCUUCCUGCUGGAGAAUUCCAGCUCAUCAGACAAACUCUGCUGCUUUUCUUUCAGGACAUGCACAUCCGGGUAUCUAUAUUUCUAAAGGACAAAGUCCAGAAUUCAAAUGGCCGUUUUGUGUUGCCAAUAUCUGGGCCUGUUCCAUGGGGAACCAAAGUUCCUGGACUCAUCAGAAUGUUUAAUAACAAAGGAGAAGAAGUGAAGAGAAUGGAAUUUAAGCAUGGCGGACAAUAUGUCAGGGCAGAGAGUGAAGGUUCUUUUGAGCUUUCUGGAGACAGAGUCCUCACCCUAGGGACAAAUAUGUACAGCGCCAGUCGGCCAGUGGAAACACGUGUGUCUGGAGCAUUAAAGAAUUCAUCUUUGAAUACUAAGGAUAACAUUGCUGCGAGAACUCUUGCUAAAGAAGAACUGAAUUUCUUGGCCAGAUUGAUGGGAGGAAUGGAAAUUAAGAAAACCAGUGGCCCUGAACCUGGAUUCCGGUUGAAUCUGUUUACCACUGAUGAAGAAGAAGAGCAUGCUGCGUUAACCAGACCAGAAGAAUUAUCAUAUCAAGUGAUCAACAUUCAGGCAGCCCAGGACCAACAAAGAAAUGAAGAGCUAACUCGGAUCAUGGGGGAGUUUGAGAUUCAUGAUCAGCCCCAACAGAGUACCAGCAAAGGUGAUGAUUUGCUGGCCAUGAUGGAUGAAUUAUAACGGUGGCCUGGCAAGCCGGGGGUUCCACCUACAGCAGAGACUGCUGGACCAGAGCUGCCUGAGACCAGAGUAGGACCCUCAAAGAUGCUGCUAGUUUUCUACCAAGUGGAGCCUUGUUAUCUUAUACUUUUUUGUACUGUGAUCAACUUGCACAAGCUUCCUUCCCUUACUCAGAGCUCUUCCCCAAAGCCACCAACACACACACACACACACACACACACACACACACACACACACUCUGCACUCAGCUAAAUUCAUUCUGAUUUUCAAAAUUGACCUUUUUGUGUUUCCUUUCCAAAUGUUACAGCAGCCAUCCGUGGCUGAGCAGGCUCAGAUCCCAACCCCCGAGUGCAUAAGGGUAAGACUGUGCGCUGCCUCUCAGCUUUGCUCCCUUGUGUCUCCUGUGGGAGAUCUGGAUCUUGUCAAUGUCUCUGAUUCUGAAUGGGGAGUCUAAAGGUUUCUGCUUGUGUUCUGCCAUAUAGGGGGGUUUGGAAAGCUCUCUUGUCCUGUGUAUUAGGAGCAGGAAUUUUAGGGAAACAGGAUAAUCAGGGCUGUGUCAUGGAUUGUGCCAGCUGUCUCCCAAACAGGGACUGGGGAACAUACAGAUACACAGAUAUGUAGCUAUAUAUGUACAUAUAUAUAUAUAUGAAGAAAA